Molecule: messenger RNA, 3070 nt
Organism: Drosophila virilis
Lineage: Eukaryota; Metazoa; Arthropoda; Insecta; Diptera; Drosophilidae
Source: RefSeq, a predicted model, not a curated record
AAUAAUUCAAAUUAAAUUAAAUAAUAACGGCCAAAAAAUGGAGCAAAUCACGCACUACUUUGAGCACAUGGAUUACGUGUCCUUCGGGGUCAUAGCUCUGCCGUGCGUUAUCAUCGCCGUCUACGGAUUUCUGCAGGUGGCCAGCGGCCUGGCCAAAGGCAAAAAUGACAACAUGCAACGUUACAACAACAACACCAACAACAACAACAACAACAGCCAAAACAAUAACAACAACAAUAGCGGCAACAACAGCAACAGCAAACGCUGCGCACAGAAAUACGCCAAUGGCAACUUAGCAACGGCUGCUGGCCAUGGCCCAGCAGCAACAGCAACAGCAGCAGCAACAGCAGCGGCAACAACUGCAAGCAAUAAUUACCAGCAGCGCAAGUCGCGCUACAACAACAAGCGUCAGGAUGUGCAAGGGACCGCCGCCGCCGCCGCCGCCGCCGCCGCUUACAACAUGCAGAAGCGCACAAAUGCUGCUGGCAACGAUUCGUCCUGGCACCGUUUUGUUAGUUCUUCAUGCAUCGAAGAGAAAUACCUGGGCCAACACAAUCCUGGACAUCGCAACAGCACCAGCAGCGAGGCGACCAGCGAGGACAUCAACUCGAGCGACGAGCACCUGAACCUGAAGCCCAAAUGCCGGCCGGCCAACAACAGUCAUCCACUUGGCGGCAACAAUGGCAAUGUCAAUGUGAAUUGCAACAAUGGAGCCGCCGGCUGCGGCAGCAAGUCGCGCUCCAAGCGGCAGCAGAAGGCGCAGGCCACGAAGCAGGCAUUGGCCAGACAGACGGGACAGGCUCAGGCUCAGGCACAGGCACAGGUGCAGGGGCAGGCAAUACUGGAGCAGUGUGGCAAGUCGAAUGGCAAGUGCAAGCAGGGCAAGUGGCGCAACAACAACAACAACAACAACAACAGCAGCAGCAGCACCAACAACUGCAAUCAGAAGCGAGGCAACAAUGGCAAAGCCAAGCAAAGCAAAUGCAACAGCAGCAACAACAAGCCGCACAAUGGCCACAACAACAACAACAACCAGAACAGUAACGACAACAACUGCAACAACAGCAACAUUUCAAGCAGCACGAAAUGCGGCGCCAACAGCUCGAACUCCUCGUCGGCGCUCAGCUCGCCGGGCAGCUCGCCAAAUGGCAGCAGCUGCAGCAGCAUACGCAGCAGCAGCGGCAACAGCAGCGGCAGUGGCAGUGGCAGCAUCGGCAAGCAUGCCCCAAACUCUGUUGUCGGGUGGCAGCGCGAGGAGCGGCAGCUUCACAAGGUGCAGCGCCAAAAUGUUAACUUUCUGGUGCCGCCGCUGCGGCAAUACGAGCGCCUGGACAUCGAUGACGGGGCGCUGUUGCGCCAGCUGCGUCGCUACUUGAUCGAUCAGAAUUUGCUGCGCGUCUACGGCUUUCCGGUGGCCAGCGUGGUGCACGAUGGCGCCAUUGAGAUCUUCAAAUGUUUGCCGCACAUGAGCUUCGCCGCCGCCCAUGUGAUGGCCGUCACGGAGACGGCUCUAACGGUAAUCAAUUGCCAUGACGGACUCACACUGAACCCCAGCAAUUUCGAGGAACCGAACAUUGAGGCCAACGAGCAGCCUCCUUGCGACGUUAGCAGCAGUAGCAGCAGCGACAGCAGCGACAGUCCAACGGCAACAUCCACAGACUCGGGCAACAUAUCGCCACGCUCACUGGACUCCGAGUCGGGCGGGGAGUGGAGUGGCAGCGAGUGCGAGUCGGCGCCAAGCGCUGAAAGCGGCUACGGCCUAGAGCUGUAUUGCAACUAUGCGCUCGUCGAGCGCAGCUUGGCUAAGCAGUGCGUCCGCUGCAAGCGGGACUUCCUGGUCGACGAGCUGAGCGGCCAGUACUUGACGCGCGAGGAAUGCAGCUAUCACUGGGGCAAAUAUCAUCGCUGUUAUGAUGGCAGCGCCUGGAUCAGCCGCUGGACUUGCUGCAAUGCCGGCGAGGAGUCGACGCUGGGCUGCACACGGCACGAGCUGCACGUGUGGACGGGUUCGGUGGUGGGCGUGAAUGGACCCUAUCACGAUUUUGUCCAUACACGACCGCGUGCUGCAUUAUCAGCGCGCAGCCGGGAGCCGCCCGCCGUCUAUGCGCUCGACUGCGAGAUGAGCUAUACGGGCCGCGGCCUGGAUGUGACCAAGGUCUCGCUGGUGGCGCUUAACGGUCAGCUUGUGUACGAGCAUUAUGUUCGACCCGAUGCCGAUAUUGUUGAUUACAAUACACGCUAUUCGGGCGUUACCGCCAAGGAUCUCAAGUCGAGCGGCGUCAAGACGCUCGCCGAGGUGCAGCGCGAUCUGCUGGAGCUGAUCGAUGCCGAAACGAUACUGAUUGGACACGGCCUGGACAACGAUUUGCGUGCUCUGCGUAUUGUGCACAAUACGCUGAUCGAUACAUCCAUCGCGUUCCCCCACACCAGCGGCUUCCCCUAUCGCCGUGCCCUACGACAUCUGACCAAAACGCAUCUGAAUCGGGAGAUCCAGUGCGGCGAUGGCGCCACCGGGCACAGCAGCUUCGAGGAUUCGCGGGCCUGCAUGGAGCUAAUGUUGUGGCGUGUUCGGCGCGAACUCAAUGCAAAUGCCACAAGCUGGGAUGAUUAGCGUGCGGCGGGUUCAACCCUUCUUGCUCGUAUUAUCCUAACAGAACUGUGGGCGGGGCCACCAAGUACUUUUUAGUCUGUAAGACGUUGCUAGUUAUAGUUCAUUUUUGGGGCGUACCCGCACUGGUCGCCUCUUGUAUUUAAUCUCAGCCUAUGUUUGUUUUGUCCUCCUGCGGCCGGCACUCUCACCCCGCACCCCAAACGCCUCCCUUAUUCACCAUCCCUCAACCGCAGCGUCAUUUCACAAACCGCCAACAGCAACAAGAACAACAACAACAACAACGAAAAAUGAGCAUAUGCUCCUGGCCGUGGCGUUGCAAUCUGGCGAUGUGUGUCUGUGUGUGUGUGUAUGUGUGUAUGUGCAUGUGCGUGUGCGUGCGGCAGCGGAGCGCAAUGCGAACUGAAAAAGAAACCCAAAACAACAAAAAAAAAAAAAAACAAAAUAACUAAAAAAAAUUAA